Molecule: messenger RNA, 4465 nt
Organism: Drosophila subpulchrella
Lineage: Eukaryota; Metazoa; Arthropoda; Insecta; Diptera; Drosophilidae
Product: probable multidrug resistance-associated protein lethal(2)03659
Exons: 6
Coding region: 464-4399 (1311 amino acids)
Biological process (GO): transmembrane transport
Cellular component (GO): membrane
Molecular function (GO): ATP binding; ABC-type transporter activity; ATP hydrolysis activity
Source: RefSeq, a predicted model, not a curated record
UUGGGGAAUGCUACCUCAUAAAAGGCCAACUUCGGAUACCAACACCUUGGCCUAUCUGACUGUUAUUAUGGUCUAAGACAAAGGCCGCUAUAACUCCCGUAUAUCCCCAGAUUCCGGUCAAGAUAUAUGGCCCCACUUGGGUUUAACAAUCUAAUUUUGGGGCGCAAAUUGCAGUAAUGGCCGCCAUUUGAAUUGCAGGUUAAUUGCGCUAUCGAUUACGUCUUAGUCACUAUCAGUGCGUAUCACUAUCAAAAACCGGAGAACAGACAAGAGGCGUAUUAAGUUGACCACUUUAUCGCCGGACGGGUUGACGCGUUGUGCCAAGUGCAAAAGCGUAGAAGAUGGAGGCUCUCCGGGCAAACAAUCAACCGACGUCAGGGAAGCGUUGAAAUCGUUAAAAGCCCGUUUACCCGUCCGUUUUGGCUCACUUUGAAUCCGACAAGCGCCGCGAACAUAUGGAGCAAUGGAUGCUUCUAAACAAACGAAUUUAAAACGCGAGCCUAAUCCGUUUAUCAAGGCCAAUAUAAUCUCCAAGUGGCUGUUCCUAUGGAUGCAUAGUGUUUUCCGCAAGGGUAGACGGGAGGAGUUGGAUGCCAGUAAAUUGUACGAACACCUGUCCAGUUUCGACAGUGAGUCCCUGACCAGGAAUCUGCAGCCCCACUGGGAAGUGGAGUCUAAGAAAAAGAAUCCCAGUCUUAUGCGACUGAUCUUUCGCGUUUACGGCUGGCAAUUUGUUCCCGUUUGUGUUCUAUAUUCUUUGCUGGAAAUGUCCAUUCACUCCUUCCAGCCUUUGUUGCUCGGAGGAUUGAUCUCGUACUUCGCUAAUGGCCAGACGACUGUGACGAAGGAGAGUGCCUAUUUGUAUGCCAUGGGCAUUGUCCUGUGUUCCCUGGUCACCUCCUUGGUGUUCCAUCCCUUCAUGUUCCACGUCUUUGCGGUGGGAACGAGGGUUAGAUUGGCCUGUGCUGGCCUGGUUUACCGGAAAUGCCUCCGCGCCUCAGCAAGCAGUGGCGAAGGUCUCGGAGGUCUUGCCAUUUCAGUGAUGUCCAUCGAUCUGUCCCAAUUCGAUUUGACUUUCUACUUCUUUCACGAUCUGUGGAAGGGACCUGUGGAGGCCUGCAUCUUUGGCUACCUCAUGUACCGCCAGGUGGGCUGGACAUCCCUGAUUGGGAUAGCCUUCAUUGUGAUUUUGAUACCCUUCCAGGCCUGGGCGGCCAAAGCUGCUGCACAUUUCGGAUCCCAAUCCGCCAAGCAUCGGGAUGAGCGUGUGAAACUAAUGAACGAAAUUAUCAGUGCCAUCCAGGUGAUCAAGAUGUAUGCGUGGGAGAAGUCCUUUGGACGUCUGAUUGCGUCAGUGAGACAGUCAGAGGUGAAGGCCAUUCGGGGAUCCAUGAGCAUCUACGCAGCCCUGCAGUGCACCAACAUGAUCUCAAAGAUAUCGCUUUUCCUCAGCCUGGUGGCCUAUGUUUAUGUGGGUGAUCUUGUGACGGCCAAGAAGGUCUUCAUCCUUUCUUCGUACUACGGCUUGCUGAACGAUUCCCUGCUGCACUAUUGGCCCAUGGCUAUUACCACUUGGGCUCAGACUCUGGUCAGUGCACGUCGUGUGGUGGAGUUCCUGCUGCAAGUGGAGAAACCUGGAGAAGAGUCCUGCUGCCGAGACAAUCCAGGAUUGGAAUUGGAUGCGGAGAAACCGAAACCGUCGCAAAGUGGCCGCCUGCAUUGCGUAAAAAGUGAGGCAAAGUGCCUGAGUUUCCAGAAAGUUAGCGCCAGUUGGGACAAGCCGAGCAUAAAGCAUCCCAGGAAGCCCCAUAUUAAGAGCCUGUCCUUCCACAUCAACGCUAAUCAGUUUGUUGGCAUUGUGGGUAACGUGGGCUCUGGAAAGAGCACCCUUCUCCAUGCCAUUCUGGGUGAGAUUGAGCUGAUGCAGGGACGCGUGGAUAUCCAUGGCCGGAUCAGCUACGCCGCCCAGCAGCCCUGGGUUUUUCAGGGCAGCAUCAGGGAGAAUAUACUGUUUGUGGAGCAGUACGAGGAGAAGCGAUACCGAGCUGUGGUUCAUGCCUGCCAGUUGGACAGGGAUCUGGAACUGCUGCCUCGAGGUGAUGCCACUGUGGUGGGCGAGCGAGGAAUCAGCCUGAGUGGCGGCCAAAAGGCCAGGAUUGCUCUAGCCAGAGCUGUGUACCGACAAGCGGAUAUCUACCUAUUUGAUGAUCCUCUAGCCGCCGUUGAUGCCCAAGUGGGCAAACUGCUGAUGGACAAGUGUUUCCAUCGUCUACUGGAGGGAAAAAUGCGCAUUCUAGUCACCCAUCAUGUCCAGCUGCUCAAGACUGUGGAUCACCUUCUGCUUCUGGAAGGAGGUAAACUCACCCAGCAGGGUAGCUAUGAGGAACUGAAAGAUGUGAUCACACAUCAUGCCGCUCUGGAUCUGGAGGCCAUCGAGGCGGACAAACAGCAAGUGAAACGGGUGCUCAGCCAGGUGGACAGGACCUCGAAGCAGCUCAGCAAGGGAGAGGAAGAUGAUCCAACCGCAAGCCAGGAGGAGGAUGAUCAUGCUGAGCAGCAACUACAGGGAGCUGUGAGCUAUGAUACCUACAAGGCCUACUUUCGUGCUCUGGGAGCUCCAUUCCUGGUCUGUUUGGUCCUCUCCAUGUUUGUGUUUGCCCGAGGAUGCCAGGCGGUUAUGGACAUCUUCAUCUCCCGCUGGGCAACUUGGGAGGAGGAUCGCGGCUAUAAUUCGCAGGACGACGAAAGCACAAGGACUAAGAUGGUCACCUGGUACUCGGUGCUCCUCUUGCUCACUUUAGCUCUAUACCUGCUACGAACCUUUGGCUUCUUCUUUAUGUGCCUGCGGAUUUCCUUGACGUUGCACGAUCAGCUUUACCAUGGCAUAAUCCGCGCCUGGAUGUACUUCUUCAAUGCCAAUCCUUCGGGAAGAGUGCUCAACAGGUUUUCCAGUGACAUUCAAAAUGUGGAUGUGGCCCUGCCGCAGGCCAUGAUGGAUUGUCUUCAGUUCCUUGUGGAUGUGGUUGCUGUGCUGGUGAUCGUGGCUAUUGCCAACUACUGGCUCCUCAUUCCAGCGGCUAUUAUGGUGCUGCUCCUGUAUCUGAUUCGUGCUCUUUACAUUGGCGCCAGUCGAAGUCUGAAAAGGAUUGAGAGUUUGACCCGAAGUCCAAUCUAUUCGCACACAAACCAAACCUUCCAUGGUCACUCCACUAUUAGGUCAAUGGACGCCAUGCCACAGCUGGAGCAGACUUUCCAUGGCCACCAAAACACGAACUCCUCGGCCCUUUUCCUCUAUGUGAGCGCCAAUCGAGCGUUUUCCUUCUGGACGGAUCUGAUUUGCGUGGUCUAUAUCCUAGCAGUGACUUUCAGCUUCCUGGUUAUCAAUCAGAGCUUUUACAGUGGCGACGUGGGUUUGGCCAUCACGCAGUCCAUGACUUUGGUGAUCAUGUGCCAGUGGGGAAUGCGCCAGACUGCCGAAAUGGAGAACAACAUGACCAGUGUGGAGCGAGUUCUGGAGUACGCCCAGAUGCCAUCGGAGCCACCGCUGGAAAGUGCAAAGAGUGUGAAUCUUGCCGCUGAAUGGCCGCAGGCUGGACACCUCCAGUUCCGGGAUCUCCACAUGCGUUAUGCUCCAGGAGAUGAGGAUAUCCUGAGGGGUCUUAACUUUGAGACCCAGCCCAUGGAGAAAAUUGGCAUUGUAGGUCGCACGGGAGCUGGAAAAUCCUCCAUUAUUCAAGCCCUAUUUCGAUUGGGUCUUAAUGAGGGAACCAUCGAGAUCGAUGGGCUGGAUAUUGGUCAUUUGGGUCUCCACGAUCUACGCAGUCGAAUCUCAAUCAUUCCUCAGGAUCCAGUGCUGUUUUCUGGCACUCUGCGCUUCAAUCUAGAUCCAUUUGAUGAGAAGAGCGAUGAAUCGUUGUGGAGUGCCUUGGAGGAUGUGAAACUAAAGAAACAUGUCGCUUCUUUAGAAGGAGGUCUCUCCUGUCACAUGCAGGAUGGUGGCUCCAACUUCAGCAUGGGUCAAAGGCAACUGGUGUGCUUGGCAAGAGCUAUUCUGCGACAAAAUCGAGUCCUGGUUAUGGAUGAAGCCACUGCCAAUGUGGAUACAGAAACUGAUAUCCUGAUCCAGGAGACCAUCCAGACCAAGUUCGCCGAGUGCACAGUUCUAACAAUCGCGCACAGAUUGCAUACUGUGAUGGAUAAUGACAGUGUUCUGGUAAUGGAUGCUGGGCAGAUAGUGGAAUUCGGAGCACCUCACAAGCUUCUGCAGCGUAAGGACGGAGCUCUUCUAAAGCUGGUCAAUCAAAAUGAUGCUGCUACCGUUAAGUUUCUCAAAAAGAUCGCAUCAGAGAGCUACAUGCGCCGCAACAAAAGAAACUCCUUUACAAUAGCAGAGGAGUGAGCAGGAAUCGCCUCCGGAUACAGGACCAAUCUCAAGCCGCGGCUUUCAGAAAUCGUACUGCCUCGA